AUGUCAAGGAUAUUUAUCUACAGGAAGAAAUAUGGUAAUAAAGAAAAAUCAUUAUGGUACGCAGAAAUGAAAUUUUUGGUAUAUCUUUAGUGGCAAUAUUAUGCCUCCUUCUCAUUGGAUUUAGCCAGAAAGAGAAUACAAACUAUAAUAGAAGUCAUAGAUAUCAACAGCUUCUCGACUUUGAGGAGAGUUUCAAAACCCCUAAUAACUUCACAAUUCCUACACCUUCCAUAAAAGAUGUAAUAUCCAUGCAAGGAACACUGUUACUCCAUGAAUUGCAAGAUUACCAGUUUCCUGAAGGGGAUAACUUGGAAGAUUAUACCUUGUCCACAAAUGGGCGACCACUCAGGACUAUUAUAAUAUCUACUUGGAGGUCAGGAUCUACUUUCUUGGGAGACGUUUUGAAUGCAGUUCCUGGAAAUUACUACCACUAUGAACCUCUUCUGCACUAUGGAAUCAUACAAAUCCGUAGUGCUCCCCAUGCAGAACCUGCCCAGGAUACACUCAAAAGCUUACUCAACUGUGAUUAUUCAAGUUUAUUUAAUUAUUUGCAAUAUGGAAUGUCCCAUGUUUAUUUAUUUACUCAUAAUACAAGAUUAUGGAAUCAGUGUGAGGUUUAUCCUCAGUAUUGUUGGAAUCAAACAUUCUUAAAUCAGUUUUGCAAACUUUUUCCUUUCCAGUCCAUGAAGACUGUGAGGUUAAGAUUGUGGCUAGCAGAAAGUAUUCUGAAAGAUAAAGAGUUGAAUGUGAAAGUUGUCUUGCUAGUAAGAGAUCCAAGAGGAACUCUUCAAUCUCGUAAGCACAGGGAUUGGUGUCCUGGAGAACCUGACUGUGAUCAACCCAAUAUUGUCUGUGCUGAUAUGGUCUCAGACUUUAGGGCAGCUAUACAACUGGGGAAAAAUUAUCCUGAUAAAUUCCGGGCUCUGAGAUACGAAGAUCUUUCAUUAAACCCUUAUGAAAUAAUUCAGGACUUAUUCGAUUUUCUCGGUCUACAUUUCCACAAAGAUGUAGAAAGAUUUCUCGAUUCGCAUACUCGAGUCAAUGUUGGAGGGGUGUCUAGCACAUUCAGGGACUCCAAAAGCGCCCCAUUUCAUUGGAAAACGGAUCUGAACCAUUCGGAAAUUCAGUACAUUGAAGAAAACUGUGAUGAAGCCAUGAAAAUGUGGGGUUAUGUUAAAACUAAUAAUGUCAGUAACUUGCGUGAUUUCAACCCACUGACUGGGUAUAAUAUUGAAUGA
Phaedon cochleariae (mustard beetle) is the source of this 1238-nucleotide messenger RNA. The record is from the annotation of a GenBank genome assembly. NCBI's taxonomy places the organism in Eukaryota, Metazoa, Arthropoda, Insecta, Coleoptera, Chrysomelidae.